CGAUAUCCCAAUGCAGUCACUGGGAUACUCGAGGCUCAGACGUAUAAAUAUCAUCAUAAACUUCGCCUCUCGGAAUAUUUAUUGACAAAAACCGUAUCUAUUAUAGUAUUUUGUGUGCAGCAAGAGUUAUCACAGUAGUAUUUGCUGCCAUCGGCACUUUAUAGCAAUGGCGGAAGAAGACGCAAGGCCGGUGUUCUUUUUUGAUAUUGACAACUGUCUUUAUUCAAAGAACAAGAAUGUCCAUGAUCACAUGUCUGAAUUGAUAGACGACUAUUUCAUGAAACACCUUUCACUGGACCGUGCGGAAGCAUACAGGCUUCACCAAGAGUAUUACACGACGUACGGUCUAGCAAUCGAAGGGUUGGUGCGCAAUCACGAGAUUGAUCCUCUGGAGUACAACGAGAAGGUGGACGAUGCCCUGCCACUUGAAAAAAUCCUGUCUCCAGAACCACAACUGCGGAAGCUCCUUCAAAGCAUCGACACGACGAAGGUGAAACUCUGGCUGUUUACUAAUGCCUAUGUCAACCACGGCAAAAGGGUUGUGAAGAUUCUUGGAGUUGACGAUCUGUUCGAGGGGCUGACGUAUUGUGACUAUGCUGCUCGGCCCUUGAUUUGCAAACCGGCGGAAGAAAUGUUCCAAAAAGCAAUGAGAGAAGCUGGCGUCAGUGACAUGCAUAAGUGUUAUUUUGUUGACGACUCGGCACUGAAUUGUCGAGAAGCCCAACGACUGGGCUGGACGACUGUUCAUCUUGUUGAACCGAGCGUCACUUCCCCGCCGCAGCAGGUGUGCAAGUAUCAGGUUGCGAAUUUAGAAGAGCUUCGGGGAAUAUUCCCCCAAUUUUUCAAGGAGGAUAAUUAGAAGAAGCCCAGAUGGCCCCAAGGAAUCUGAUGAUGGCUUUAGAUGCAUUCAUAGGCAGAAUCGCUGUUGUAAUGCCUGAUAGAAAUAUUUAUAGUCAAUAUUCGGUGCCAUGGAUGAGCCUUUUGAGUCACUAUGAUUGUCCAAGACCGUUGAAUUAUAGCUAUGAUUCAAACCGGGGUAUCCCAAACGCCAUUGAUAGAGCCUAUCCCAAAUAUGCCGUGUAGAUUCCGCAUUUUAGGGUCGUCUCACGCUGCGUAUCACCUCGUCCAGCUUUGCCAGUAGGACAUCCUUCUCUUUCACAGCAGCGUGCCUCUUCUGCUCCUCCUUCUCCAGUUCCUCUUCCAAGGCCUUUAUGCGUUCCUGUUGAUUCUGCUCACUAUGCUCCAGCCCCGGUAGCGCCGAUAUCAAGAGCUCGAUUUGCUGCUCUCUGACAAUGAGGUCCUUUGCGAGCUCGCGCUGGCCGUCAAGGAACUGCCCUGUCGGAUAUGGUUCAACUGUGGCCAGUUAGUCAUUAUGUACUGCCAAAGCUUGGUUAAUUGUAGAAGCAGGAAAUGGGGCGACUGACUUCCAUCAGAAUCCAUAGGUCCCUCCCUUGGCAUGUCUGUGGGGUUGACAGGCGUGAGUUCGUGGUGCCUGUGAACGUAAUAUAUAGAGGCAACAAAUUGAUGUGCCAGCUGCCAGGGUUAGCGGGGUUAAUCGUGUCAAAAGAAAGGCGCCGUACCUGGUCGACAGCAUCUUGUAAUUGUGUCAAUCGAUCAGCCAUCUUUGCUCCGGGUGAGCACAAAGCCCUUUGGUAAAUCGAUUAUGAGC
This is a messenger RNA of Pseudogymnoascus destructans, 1669 nucleotides long. RefSeq lists its product as uncharacterized. The transcript is spliced from 4 exons. Gene Ontology annotation, biological process: nucleotide catabolic process; pyrimidine nucleobase metabolic process. Bases 167 to 859 code for a protein of 230 amino acids. Lineage: Eukaryota; Fungi; Ascomycota; Leotiomycetes; Thelebolales; Thelebolaceae. Gene Ontology annotation, molecular function: nucleotidase activity. The record is from RefSeq and is a predicted model, not a curated record.